Messenger RNA from Lates calcarifer (barramundi perch), 2926 nucleotides. It is a transcript of the gene tmco4, whose product is annotated as transmembrane and coiled-coil domains 4. The transcript has 14 exons. The coding region runs from base 84 to 2111 and encodes 675 amino acids. The record is from RefSeq and is a predicted model, not a curated record. Lineage: Eukaryota; Metazoa; Chordata; Actinopteri; Centropomidae.
UAAUGAGUAAUUGUCAGGUGUCGGGGCUCAGGAGGAACACGUGAAGGCAACAAAAGUUCAGUCUACAGAGAGUUGUGUUAUCUAUGGCCAUGGAGGAAAAACAGUGCAGUACGGACACCAGUUUUGCCCCAGACCCAGGAGGAGCAGGAACAACACAAGAUGCCCCAUGUGACCAAAGCCCAGAGAAAAUAAUCAGCAGACAGAUGACUGAACAGGGCCGCUUUGCAUAUGCUGCACUGUGUGGUGUCUCUCUGGGCCAGUUGUUUACUGGACCUGAAAACAGUGUAUUCAGGGAACAGUACCUGCAUGGCUUGGUCCGUUGGCUGGACCUGGAUGAGUCGGUGAUGCCGGUUAUGGGGGCUUUCCUGUCAGGCCUGGGCUUCGAGGGCUCCGACACCUUUCUCUCCAUCCUACAGGCUGAACCUCUGCUUGCUGCAGGGGCCACCCCCAUUGUGCAGGACCUGGUGUCUUUUUCUGUCAAAGAUGGCCAGUAUGACGCCAGAUCGAGGGUUCUCAUCCGUCAUGUCAGCUGCCUGCUACGAGUCUCUCCACAGCAGCUGGAGGAGUUUGAGGAAACUCUGGGAGAGAGACUGAGGGAGGCAGGAGAGGAGAGCGAAGAGGAGUCCUCCCGGAGGCUGAGGAGAGAAAGAGGGCGAAAGUUACGACGUUACCUUCUCAUUGGACUGGCCACUGUGGGCGGAGGAACUGUGAUUGGUGUGACAGGUGGGCUGGCAGCCCCUUUGGUGGCAGCGGGGGCUGGUGCUGUGCUGGGGGCUGGUGGGGCUGCUGCUCUGGGUUCAGCCACUGGCAUAGCAAUCAUGGCCUCCCUGUUUGGAGCAGCAGGGGCUGGACUGACUGGCUAUAAGAUGAAUAAGUGUGUUGGGGCCAUAGAGGAGUUUGAAUUCCUGCCACUAAGCUCUGGGAAGCAUCUUCACCUGACCAUUGCAGUGACAGGUUGGCUCUGCAGUGGUAAAUAUAGUUCGUUCCAGGCCCCGUGGUGCAGCCUGGGCGAGUGCGGGGAGCAGUAUUGCCUGGUGUGGGAGUCACGUUUCCUCAGGGAUCUGGGCUCGGCCAUGGCCUCUCUGUUGGAUGGGCUAGUCAGCAUGGUGGCCCAGGAAGCCCUCAAGUACACAGUGCUCUCAGGCAUCGUGACAGCUCUGACGUGGCCUGCGUCUUUGCUGGCAGCAGCCAGCGUCAUUGACAACCCCUGGUGUGUUUGUCUGAACCGCUCAGCUGAGGUGGGGAAACAUCUGGCGCAGGUUUUGAGAAGUAGACAACAGGGGAAACGCCCUGUCAGCCUCAUAGGUUUCAGUCUUGGGGCAAGAGUUAUCUACUACUGUCUUCAGGAGUUGGCCAAUGACCAAGGUAGUGAAGGAGUAGUGGAGGAUGUGGUCCUCCUGGGGGCCCCAGUGGACGGCUCUGAGAAAGCCUGGGAGAGAAUGGCCAGGGUAGUGGCUGGUAAAAUAGUAAAUGGAUACUGCAGAGGGGACUGGCUCCUAGGGUACUUGUACAGGAGUUCAGCAGCGCAGCUGUCUGUUGCUGGGCUACAACCAAUCAACAUCCAGGAUCAGCGCAUAAUCAAUGUGGAUCUUUCCUCUGUGGUGAAAGGUCACUUGGACUACAUGCGUCAGAUGGACACCAUCUUGGUAGCAGUAGGAGUUCCCACCAAAGAAGUCCCAGGAGCCUCCUUUGCUCUUCCUCAGCCUGUAACAGUUACAAAGGGGACAGUAGACAUCCCUGACCAAGCUCCCAGUGAGCAACAAGUGACUGAGACACUAAACCCAGCUGAGAAGGCUGACACUUGUACAGAAAACAAUGGAGAUAUGAAGGAGGUGGUCGAGGAGAUGGGUGAUGGUUGGGAUAUCCCUGAUAUUUCAGACCUGUUAGACUCUUUGAAUGACACAGAAACAGAGAAUCAAAUCGCAGUCAGGAACAAUUUACCAUUUACUUCUGAGGAGAAUAACAGUAAUGACGACACAGCAUCUGCUUGUAAUGCCCAGUGUGAUGGCGUAGAGGAGGCCGGCCCAGAUAAUGAACACAUAUCAUGGAGCUGGGAUGAUACACACUGGACUACAGAGCAUACACACAAACAAAGGCAGCCAAACUUGUAAAGAGCAUGUUACAGGACCAGCUGCUUCCUUGUAAAUUCUCAUCUUCUCAAGUUUUUCUCAGCAUCAAAGCUUUGUUGGAGAAAAUAUUCAUUCCAUUCGCGACACACUGACAUGCCAGAGACAGCACAAGAGUCAAUGCACACAUAUGGCAGCUUCAAGUGAAAAGCCCCACAAUGAACUGCUUUUUAACCACUAGAUUGAGUUUUUAGAUUUAAGUGUUAAUUCAAUAACAAUUUAGAGUUUUGAAACUGAAGUAGAUUUUUUACAAACUGUAAAUAGUGUCAUAAUUUAUAUUUCUAAACCGAAAUUAGAUACCCGUGAUUAUUACUUGUGUUUUGCAGGUUUUAGUGGAUGCCACAAAAUAGGUGAUAUCUCUGUUCCUUUCCUCACUCUAAUUUUCAUCCGUUGGUUUGGUUGCUAUGGAUAUUAUCACAGUAAUUUGAUUUCCAUAAGGCCAUGGGCAAUUCAGUGAAUGUAUCCUCUUCAAGGCCAUUUCUUUCUCUGCUCCACCUGUAACAAUGUGAAGCACUGUGUACUAUAGAGCUUCCACAGUGAGUUUAUGUUGGUUACAUUGUAUGCUGGCACUGACAACUGGAAAUAGCCUUCACCUUUGUUAUAGUGAUGCACCUAUAGUGGUUUUCUAACCACAUUUCAUAACUGGAAGGAACACACAGUUCAAGAUAAGGUUAUUAUUCUGUCUGUGUCCAUAGACAUUUUUCUGUGACUGUGAAAAAUGUAUUGUAAAGUGUUUAUCUUAGGCCUAAACCUUAUAACUCAUGGUGAGUAAAUCAUGAAUUGUCAUGAACUGAACUGAG